AUGCCAUUCAUCAUUCAAGGCUCAGUCAUUCUGGUUACAGCAGGCACGUCUGGGCUUGGUCUCAGUGUAGCCACCAAACUCGUCGAACUCGGUGCAAAUGUCGUGAUAAACUACGCCUCCAACAAAGACCGUGCUGACAGUGCGCUUUCUCAACUCCAAGAAUUGUCAAGGAAACAAGAUCCCUUUCCCAAGUCCAUCGCAAUUCAAGCCGACGUCACUAAGAGAUCCGAAAUUCAGCGCUUGGUAGCCGAAACCGUUGCUGCUAUGGGCAAGCUUGACGGUGUGGUGUCAAACGCCGGCUGGACCCAAUUCGCGAACUUUUCUGAUCUUGACGAUAAUGUCGAUGAAGAGGUUUGGGAUAAAUGUUAUGCGGCCAACGUCAAGUCACAUCUGUUUCUUUGUCAUGCUGCGAAGGAAUAUCUCGAUAAGGCAAAUGGGUCUUUUGUUAUGACUUCGUCUGUUGCUGGAGUCAAGCCCAGUGGAAGUUCAAUUGCUUACUCGGUCACGAAAGCUGCCCAAAUUCAUCUGGCAAAGUCUUUAGCUAUGGUUAUGGCGCCAUCAAUCCGUGUAAACGCAGUGUCUCCGGGAUUUAUGGAAACAAACUGGAUCGCAGGUUUUCCACAGUCAAAGAUUGAUGAGGCAAGAGAAAAGACUCUCCUCAAGCGAAUCACCCAGGUUGACGAUGUGGCUGAUCAGAUCAUUCUCCUUCUUAAAUCGGAGUCUGUCACAGGAGCUAACGUUAUUAUUGAUUCAGGCUUUUCUGUAUGA
Molecule: messenger RNA, 768 nt
Organism: Fusarium venenatum
Lineage: Eukaryota; Fungi; Ascomycota; Sordariomycetes; Hypocreales; Nectriaceae
Source: RefSeq, a predicted model, not a curated record